AUGGAAAAUCUUUCCUCUCAUAAAGCCGAAUCAAUCUUGACAACUAAUUCGCUAGAACUAGAUGAUGAUAGUUUAAAUUCAUUUUACAUAGGAAUGAAAUCCGAUCCACCAUUAAAUCAAAAUCUGAUUAUUGAAUUAGAAAAACAAGCUCAAGGCAUUUCUAAUGAAUUAGAAACCAUGCUACGUAACUUACAAUCUCAAAUGUUUGAGGCGUCGGUUUUAACUACAGCUUCCUUUGAAGUUUACAGACAAACCGUUGAAAAUCAUUGUAUGGUUAUUAAUGAUGCAACGAAAAAAUCCAAUGAAUUAAUUGAACUGUGUGUAAGAAUUGAUAAAGAAUUUUCUCAUGUACAAACCUUGGCAAGUCAAAUUAAAAGUAUUAAACAUCAAGUUGACGCUCUUCAUUCUGCUCUCGGAAGAUGA
Funneliformis caledonium is the source of this 423-nucleotide messenger RNA. The record is from the annotation of a GenBank genome assembly. Lineage: Eukaryota; Fungi; Glomeromycota; Glomeromycetes; Glomerales; Glomeraceae.